Molecule: messenger RNA, 1917 nt
Organism: Tupaia belangeri chinensis (Chinese tree shrew)
Lineage: Eukaryota; Metazoa; Chordata; Mammalia; Scandentia; Tupaiidae
Gene: GP5
Product: glycoprotein V platelet
Cellular component (GO): plasma membrane
Molecular function (GO): protein binding
Source: RefSeq, a predicted model, not a curated record
GCCCUCUGAGAUACGGUCCUUUCCUAGCUCCUAUCCUGGGAAAGGCUUUAUCCUCAGGAUGCAAGGGCACCUCCUCCUUCCUCUGGAAAGUGCGUAACCAUAUCCAAAGCUCGAAGCCUUUCAGUUGCUCUGGGGUGCAGAACUAUCAGACAUGCUGAAGAGGACCCUGCUGUGCGCGCUGUUGGGGCUGCUGCGGGCCCAGUCCCUCCCCUGCCCACGAGCCUGCAAGUGCGUCUACCGCGACUCCGUGCAGUGCUCAGGGGUUAGCGUGGCAGGCAUCGCUGAGCUGGGCCUGCCCACCAACCUCACGCACAUCCUGCUCUCCCGAAUGGGCCGCGGAGCCUUGCAGAGUCACAGCUUCCGCGGCAUGACCGUCCUGCAGCGCCUGAUGAUCACAGACAGCCACAUCUCUGCCAUUGCCCCCGGCGCUUUCAAUGACCUGAUCAAACUAAAAACCCUCAGGCUGUCGCACAACAAAAUCACUCACCUCCCUGGGGCCCUCCUGGAUAAGAUGCUGCUUCUGGAACAGCUGUUUCUGGACCGCAACGCACUAGGGAGCCUCGACCAAAGCAUGUUCCAGAAGCUGGUUAACCUGCAGGAGCUCUUUCUGAACCAGAAUCAACUCACUUUCCUUCCUGCUCGUCUCUUCACAAACCUGGGGAACCUGAAAUUGCUGGAUGUAUCGGGGAACAACUUGACCCACCUCCCCAAGGGACUGCUUGGAGCUCAGGCUAAGCUCAAGAAACUUCUGCUCCAGUCGAACCAGCUGGUCUCCCUGGACGCAGAGCUGUUGAGCAGCCUGGGCGCCCUGAGCGAGCUGCGGCUCGACGGAAACCGCCUCCGUUCCAUCGCCCCCGGCGCCUUCGACCGCCUUCAAAACCUGGGCUCGUUGACUCUUUCCAGAAACCAGCUGGAGUUCCUGCCCGCUGGCCUCUUCCUUCACUCGCGCAAUCUGACCCUCUUGACCCUGUUCGAGAACCCGCUGGCAGAGCUCCCGGAGGUGCUUUUCGGGGAGCUGGCGGGCCUGCAGGAGCUGUGGCUCAACUGCACGCAGCUGCGCGCCCUGCCGGCCGCCGUCUUCCGCAACCUGAGUCGCCUCCGGGCCUUGGGGGUGACUCAGAGCCCGCGGCUGAGCGCGCUCCCGCAGGGGGCCUUCCGGGGCCUGGGCGAGCUCCAGCAGCUGGCCCUGCACGCCAACGGCCUGGACGCCCUCCCCGACGGCCUGCUCCGCGGCCUCGCCAGGCUGCGCCACGUGUCGCUGCGCCACAACAGGCUGCGGACCCUGCCCCGCGCGCUCUUUCACAACCUCAGCAGCCUGGAGACGGUCCAGCUCGACCACAACCAGCUGGAGACCCUGCCUGGAGACCUGUUUGGGGCUCUGCCCCGGCUUACGGAGGUCCUGCUGGGGCACAAUCCCUGGCUCUGUGACUGUGACCUGCGGCCCUUCGUGGGCUGGCUGCAGCAGCACCCAGAUCUCCAGAGCCAAGCUGAGCCCCCGCGGUGCCGCGUCCCCGGACCUCACGCUGGCGGGGCGCUCGGGGAUCUGGGGGAGCGUGACCUGGAGUGUCUGGCCCCCCAGCGCCCGCCUCCCCACACUCCCGCCAGCAGCUCCUCGAAAGCUGGGGUCCACUCGGGGGAACUGCCCACCAGCUCAGAGCCCUGGGAGUGGGCCCAGCAGGUGGCGGCGGGCGAGCGUCAGGGCCACCGCCGGUUCUUGGGUCUGUAUUUUCUGCUCUUAGGCAUUCAGGCGCUAGUAACCGGGAUCAUCGUGUAUGCUAUGAUUAAAAUCGGCAGGCUCUUUCGAAAAUUAAUCAGAGAGAAAGCUCUUCCUUGAGUGGCUGGAAAAACCUUGUAAUUCAUGAAAACGUGACCAGCGUCUUGUGAGAUGUGCUCUGGGGGACUAGGACAACUGCUGCC